ACAAAGGCAAGGCAACUGGCGACUGCGACUGCGACUGCGACUGCGACCACAUCUCCGCCUUCCUGAGUGCGUGCUUUUGUUACCAGCAUCCAACAUCCGACUUCCAACACCCACAAAUUCACAGGCUUCAAACAUUGUUCAAUUCUUCCAGGCACAACAGAUUUCGUCAGCUCAUAUAAUUCAGGUAUCAAGAUUAUUACAUCGCCUUUCUUUUGCCGCAUUUUUGGGCGUUGGGUCACAUACAACGUGCCUCGUGCUCGUUUUCCAGGCACAUACGUGACGUUGCAAGGCGACACUGCAGCUUGCUAAGCCAUCAUUCUUCUUUUCCCUAAACACCCGCUCACUCGACCUGCUUCAUCGCACCAGUCGACCGACCCCAUCUUCUUCCUUGAGUCUCACGCUCUUCAACUUAUUUCCACCUCAUUAUUCCUGGUUAUGCUUCUGCCAUCUGCCUCGACAUAACACCCCUCCUCCUCCGUCGUCCACCCGUCUUCAAUGAGCCCGCGUGGGCGUCCAUCCAAUCAUGGAGAACCAUAAACAUCACAUCGAAGACCUGGUCAACGGCUCCUCCAACAAACAUGGCUCAGAGAUCUCGCGAGCCACCUCCCCGGGCACCUUUCCAGGUCUGGACCGUAACCACGGUCCUGAUCUCGACUCCCAGCUCAAGCGAAACAGGCCUCGCACCUUUCCCUACUACAAGACCCUUCCAUAUGCCGUCGAAGACGAUGACCUGAGACAAAAGAACCUUUCUGUAAUUCUCAAACAUCUCUACAUUGCUGUUCAAGCCGGCGACUUUACUCCUGGUGCCGCCCAUUGGACUAGAGAACUACGGAGCUGGCUGUCCUUAAAAUUCGAUCCCACUAGGGAACAGAGAGUCAAGUUGGUCAAACUCUACUAUGAACUUGCUCUUGCUCCGGGCAUUGACCCAGGCGUUGCCGAGAGGUUCGCCAGCAUGUUCAUGCUGCUCACAAAACGAAAGCACUAUCUACGUCCCUUCAAAGACCUCACGCUCGACUGGCGUCCCCUCUACCGAGAACUCAAAGUCUUUGUCCUACCUAGCGAGUCGGGCCUCAUGCAGACGACAAACCUCAAAAGAAACAUCAAAACUUUGACAAAGAUGACCUCUUUUGCUCAACUCUACUUCGACCCAGAAGAGAUCCCUGCCAUGCUCGACGAGAUUCUACCCUAUUUCACAAUGUCCUCUACAGAAGGCGCUUUCGUCGUCAUUGGAUUGUUCAACUUACUUCUUCCGACCGCCCCGCCACAUGCUGAUCGCCCUGACCUUGUGCCUCAACAGUUUCUCCCCACUUACUUUCAUCUGUGGUCACUUGUUAAUCGUUCCCGCACCGUCGACGUCGCCUGCCUCGAUCUCUUCUCCCGACUGGCCCGGGACAAUCUCUCCUGCGAAGCCGUCCAAUUCACCGAGUUCGGUAUCUUCACCCCUGAGCAGUCAACCCUGAUCGCUACCUCGGUUCUCAGAUUGCUCGAGAUCCCCGUAGGCCAGUCCACCUCUCCCUACACCGCCAUGGUCGAUUUGUCCGCCGGCAUGGGCAUUCUGCUCGAUCGUGAUUCCCGAAAACACCCCGUUUCCCAUCACAUUGCUCGGUGGUUCGUCAUGUCUCUGUCUCCGGCUUGCCUCGAUGCAGACGUUUCGGUUUUGUCCCUGCUCGAGACUCUGAUUCAGGCCGUUGAGACCUUUUUCCAUCCAUCCAAUUCUGGCUCCUGGACCCGAACCCUGGCACAACUGGUCUUUUAUCUGUCCGACUUCUUCGUUAUGCGUUGGAAUAGGGAACGCAAUGGAGAGAUGGAUGUCCCCCCGGAGCGCAGGCUGAAUGAAGCCAUUCGGAAGAGAUUCGUCCUUUGUCUGAGGGAGGUCAUUUUCAUGGGAAUUUAUGCAAAGAGUGGAACAGCCAUGAGCUUUUCUCUCUCCACUCUUCAGACCCUGGCCUUCCUUGAACCUGAUCUGAUCCUACCAGGGGCUUUACAACGCAUCUAUCCGUCCAUGCAAGGCCUCGUCGAGGUACACCGGACCAUCUCCUCCUUGCGUUCAUUGCAAAUUCUGGCUCGAACCAUGAUUAGAACAAAGGGCUAUCGAUGCCACAUCACUGCCUUCCUCGGCCUCGCCUUACCCGGAAUAGAUGCCAAUGAUUUGGAGAAAACCCUGUACACCCUUUCCUUCUUCGCCAACGUAUGUUACAACAUUCCAUUCCAGGACUUGUCCAAGGGAAGAGACGACGUUCAAGGCGACAUCCUGGCCAUGGAGUGGAUCACCGGUGAAAUGGAACGCAUGGAACAAGAAGGUGGCAAUAUCGAGCUCAACUACGCUAGUCUCGAUGACAAGCAGGAGGAGAUGAUCCUUGCUUCGUCCACAGCAGGUUUCAGCGAAUUUGUCAGCUCCUUUCUGGGUAGAGUGUUCACUUUGCUCGAGAAUCUGCCAGACGCCGCCCGCAUCAGAAGUGGCUCUCCUGAAGAAAAUAUCGUCAACACCCUCCCAGCUGCCUUCAUGCCACUUCUUGCCUCAUUGUCCCCAGAGCUCUUUGAUUUGGCUUUGAACAAAAUUGUGGACUUUGUGGCAAACCAUGUCAUCCAUCAGUCCCGCGACGCUAUGGCCUUCAUCUGCAAUUGUCUGUGUAAAGUCGACGCCGAAAAGUCCCUUGCCAAAUUUGUUCCCGUCUUGACCGCCGCCAUCCGAACCGAGAUCGACGAGAACGGCGCUGGCUCGACCCGAAAUGCCGCAAACGAUGUUCUCCCUCGUGACCGAGGUCUGGUAUGGAACAUUAGCAUGCUUAGUAUGUGUGUUGUACACGUGGGUUCCGCGGUUCUCAAGUACAAGCAAGAACUCUUCGACAUUGCCGUCUACAUGCAACAGCAUUGCAAAGGGAUGCCCACUGUCCACGUGUCCAACUACAUCCAUCAUCUGCUCCUGAAUCUCACCGUCACUUAUACCUCAGACUUUAGGCUCUUCGAACCUGAAAAGACCCAGAAUGGGAUCAACGCGUCAUUGUGGGGAGUUGCAGAACCGGCCGCAACCAUAAAACCAAGAUGGCAUGUCCCAACUCAGGCCGAACUGGACUUUGCCGUCGAGUUGUUCCAAAACCAAGCAGAGGGCGCCAUCAAACAUUUGACAGGUCUGAUCCAAGGCACCUCCAGCAUCAAGAGAGAUGGCACAGGUAAAGAAUGGUCUGACGAAGUCUCACGCAAUCUGGUGCUUCUGCGACUAUUGAUCGCUGGCGUCUCUGUCUUGUUUGAUGCAAAAGGCGUCAAUGAAGGUCUCAAAACUACGGCCGUAGGGGUUGAUACCGAGGCGUCCUUGUCGCGAGCCAACGGAUUUGCACCCGAAGACAGUAACCCCAUCUUGGAGGGCGAUUCUGUUUUAGAUGGGACUGAUGAGAACUCUAUCAAGCCCUCAUUUCAAUACCCGUGUGGAGCCUUGCUGAAGCCGGAUGACAGGAACUAUCAAAUACUCCACAGUCUACGACAGGACAUUGGCCGAGUCUUGCACAAAGUCCACGUCUUUCUGACGCGAGAGGGAGAAGAUGACGUCUCUUCGUUCGCCCCUCUAUACACCGCCUAUCGAUCAUGGUUUGUCGACGUCGGCAUUGAACGAUCUGCGCAUGUCCUUGAUAGGGUGACACGUCUGUUGCAUGCGGAUGAGCAACCUUAUAAAGUCAGUGGUGUCAGAAAAGACUAUCCACGUUCCAUCCUGGUACGAAGAGCGAAUGUGUACCACACUCAGCGUCUUCGCCAUAACGCUGCACCGAGACCCCGCUCGGAACUCGACGAGCAGCUCUUGCUAGAUCUGGGCGAGUCAGCAGUUUCUCUAUAUACUGAGGUGCGCCGAAACGCCCAAAGUGCCGGGGAGUCGGCUUUAAAGGUGAUAUUUGGCGCUCGACUGUUCAUGAUCCCCCCGCUACUGCGCUCUUUCCAGAAAGCUGUGGAGCUGAAAGACUUUCCGCGGAUAAAAGGUGCCUUGUUUGCACUAUUAUUUGGCACUCUUUCCAAGACGAUUGGCAGACAUUGGAAGUACACGCCUGAUGUGAUCAAGACUUUCAUCGAAGCCAGCACGGCGGAUAAGCCAUCCAUCCAAAAACUUUGCAGUGGUGGCCUUUUCCAGGUCAUGGACUAUGGACGGCCCGGGGACCGGAUGGCCAUCAUCGACAGGACAGUGGUUGAAGUCUUCACUCCAGACGAAGACGUUGAGGACAAAGUAGCAAAGCAAAAGUCAUCUGUGCUCGCAAAACGCGCCAGUAUCGAAAAGCGGAAAGCCGAAUUGGCCGAAGAACUCAUUGAUCUCGGCCGAGUAUCCCACUGGAAGAAGGCAACGCGAGUUGCAACUCUGGUCAUGUCACUGGGGAUGAGGUUUGAUCAUAUUGCGUCUGAUAAUAUGAUUGACUUGAUCACCAACGGAACCAUCGAUCCCCACCCUGGUCUGCGAGGACUUUAUUCCCAAGGCUUGGUAGCUCUUUUCACAAUGACGGAUGUGCGAGCCGUUUGUGGGCACGAUUAUGCCAACUACAUUCAGGCACGGCAAGAAUUUCCGGCCAAGGUCAAAGUGACCACACAUUCAGAACAAGACUCAUGGACCCGUGACUAUCUCGAUGCAUUCUCCAAACCCGAAGCCGAAGUCUACAUCGACCAUGACUAUCCUGGAUGGCUGGUGUGGUCCAAAUCCAUGCCUGGGUACAAGGCCAACAUCAAGCAGGACAUCGAAUACGACGAACUUGAGCUGAAGAAACGUAGCGUCAUCGGUAAACUUCUCACCCGUGACUGGUUUGUGUCAUUCUUCAAAUAUCUCAAGCAAGAGCCUCGCGAUGCAUCGGCGGACAAAUUCCGCAUGGCCAGCGCAGCAAUGUUGACCUACGCAUUUGAGCUCAUUAUUCGCGAUGGGCUCGCUGUCGCGACGCUAGACGACAUCAAAGAGGAGACCCUGGCCGUCUUUGAAGAUGGCAGUGACAAACACCAGCAUCGUGCAACUGCCGAGAUUUUGGCAGGCCUGAUCACAUCUGUUAUGGACGGAUCAAUUGAGAAGAGAACGAUGGUGUGGGAAUUCGCCUUUCCUAUCAUUAGGAAGAUCUUUUCUGAUGACCUGACCCCUGAGAAUUCAGGAUACUGGACGACCUUCUUACACAUGAUUUUGCAAGCUCGAGACCCUCGUCGUGCGUGGCCGCUGGUUGAAUGGCUGACCAACUUCAAGCUGGACAUGGGAUCCAAUGCUGCAUUCAAGGAAAGCUCGAAGAUUCAUCUGCUUCAUCAAGUUAUCAUGGAUGCGGGUUGGCAUUUUCAACUGGAGAAGCCUAUCGUUGAAGACUUUCUCGGUCAUAUCGACCAUCCAUACAAAGGGGUUCGCGAAGCCAUGGCACACACCCUCGCCACCAUCACUCGAACUCGCUACCACGAGUCCUACAGUAGUGUGUCAGAACUUGUUGAAGCACAGAAAGCUGCUGGUUCGAUCGGAAAGCAGCCGUAUGUGCCGACUGCUGAGUUUGACCGUACAGUCUAUGAGAUAUUUGAGAGAAUUGAGAGAUGGCGACAUGAGCGAACUCCUGGACAGCAGACGCCGUCCGCGUAUACUUCAGGCAGCAAGACUGUCUUGUUGUGGCUGGAUUCGAUGCUCUCGUCUUACGAAUGCACACAAUUCCUUAAGUACUUCCCAGAUUUGUUCACAGAGCAUUUCCUCCACAUGAUGGAUGUCAAGGAGGAUCCCGAGCUGCAGUCUCUAGCUUAUCACGUCUUCCGUCAUCUGCCAAACAUCCCUCACCGCAUUGGUGAAGAUCGAAAGUUGAUCGACGCUUUGAUUCGAAUCGGACGUACGUCGACAUCUUGGCAUCAACGACUAAGGGUCAUGAUCAAUAUGCAGAUCAUCUUCUUCCGACGCUUGUUCUUGCUAUCUGAGGAGAGCAAGCACUUGUUGUUUGAUUGCGUGGCUGAGAUGCUCGAAGACACGCAGCAUGAAGUUCGAGCUGGUGCGGCUACAACGUUGUCAGGGAUGAUUCGUUGUUCGCCCGAAGCUUUGCGUAAGAAGAUGGUGGUGGAGUUGAGACAGCGGUUCACGCAAAAGUUGAUCGACAAUCCUCUCCCGAAGAAACCCAAAGGCCAGCUGGCCGGCAUUGCCGCUGGAAUUUCGUCAGCUCGAACGUCUGGUACCAACACCCCGACCCCAGAAGCUCAGAGACUGGUUCUCGUUCGGCAUGGAGCAGUCCUGGGCUUGGGUGCAUUGAUUCAAGCCUUCCCAUAUUCGAGUCCGCCUCCACGGUGGAUGCCAGAUGUCCUGGUCACCUUGAGCAGCAAGGCAGCCAAUGAUCCGGCAACAGUGGGGAAUGCCGUCAAAAGCAUCAUUAGUGAUUUCAAAAAAACCAGGCAAGAUACCUGGCAUAUUGAUGUCAAGGCAUUCCAACCAGAGCAAAUUGAGGAUCUUUCUGGCGUCCUGUGGAAGAGCUACUUUGCUUAGAGUCUCCCAAGUCAACUGGCCUCGAAGUUGAGGCUUGGGUCGUCCAGAGAAGAUCUUAGUUAGGGCAUCGGCGAGCGAUCUCUCCCUGGAUAUCCCUACUGAAACGUGUGACAUCUACUCGUCUAUGUGUACUACUAGAUGGGGACGGUCCAAUAGCUACCUGAUAUGAGUUUGCAUCCACGUGGCUUGCUCUAAGACAACCCUCUUUCGGUUCGUGCUGGCAGGGAGAAGGGGCAAAACUGCCAUGCCGACAGAACAGUGUGUUGGUUCCAGCAGGCCAACUUAAAUCUAUAUGUAUCAAACCUACAAAUACCUUUCCAACCCGUGGUUGAGUGAGUGAGUGAGUGAGUGAGUGAG
Molecule: messenger RNA, 6805 nt
Organism: Exophiala mesophila
Lineage: Eukaryota; Fungi; Ascomycota; Eurotiomycetes; Chaetothyriales; Herpotrichiellaceae
Exons: 3
Coding region: 524-6448 (1974 amino acids)
Biological process (GO): proteasomal ubiquitin-independent protein catabolic process
Cellular component (GO): nucleus; cytosol
Molecular function (GO): proteasome binding; peptidase activator activity
Source: RefSeq, a predicted model, not a curated record